This is a messenger RNA of Scheffersomyces stipitis CBS 6054, 1010 nucleotides long. RefSeq names its product membrane insertase (gene COX18). Bases 58 to 975 code for a protein of 305 amino acids. The transcript has a single exon. NCBI's taxonomy places the organism in Eukaryota, Fungi, Ascomycota, Pichiomycetes, Serinales, Debaryomycetaceae. The record is from RefSeq and is a predicted model, not a curated record. Gene Ontology annotation, cellular component: mitochondrial inner membrane. Gene Ontology annotation, biological process: protein insertion into mitochondrial inner membrane from matrix; mitochondrial respiratory chain complex IV assembly. Gene Ontology annotation, molecular function: membrane insertase activity.
CGUUUUCCGUCUCGUCGUCCUUUUUCCACAGGAGAUUUCCAUCAGAUUGUCUCACAAAUGACAGAAUCUCUCCAGGCUGUACACACCUUCACAGGUUUGCCGUGGUGGGCUUUGAUACCAUUGACGACUGUCACAUUAAGAACUGUUUGGACGUUGCCGUUGGCGGUUUUGCAGAGAAAACGUAUUCAAAAACAGUCUGAACUUAGACCUCUUGUCUCAGCCAUGAGUCCAGUACUUAAACUCAAUCUCGCUAAGAAGGUUCAGGCCGCGAAACGAAAGGCUCAAAAGUCACUUGAGACUAGCAGUUCAAAUGGAUCGAAUUCCGACUCUACCGAGACAUUUGCUGCUCUUCAAUCCCCUUUAGCAUCUAUGAAAUACGAAGAAGUGCUUGUUUUAUCGACAAAGGAGACCAGAAAACGGCAAAAGGCUCUUUUCAAAAAGAACAAUGUCCAGCUCUGGAAGAACAUGAUCUUACCAGCGUUCCAAGUUCCGUUAUGGGUGAGUAUGUCGCUUACUAUGAGAGAUCUCAGUGGCUGGACUUCCUGGGAUAGUCUACCUAAUAAACCAUUGGAUGAAGCUCUUUAUUCCGAGGGCUUGUUCUGGUUUACAGAUUUGACCAGCUUUGAUCAAUUGCAUGUUUUCCCACUUCUUGUGGGUAUAACUGCUCUCUGCAAUGUAGAAUGGACAUUCAAGACGUUGGAGUUGCUGAGAUUGACUAUGAAGAAAAGACUUCGUCCGACGUUAACCGAUGCCAUAUCCAACUUGCUGAGAAUGACAGUCGUGUUUAUGAUGGCCAUAUCACUAAACGCUCCGCUGGCUCUAACGUUGUACUGGUUGAGUUCCCAGAUGUACUCGUUAGUUCAGAACGUCAUCUUGGAUCUCACAUUACCCAUUAGCUUUACUCCAAGAAAAAGAUUCAACUAUAAGGAAAGCAAGCUGGCCAAUGCAAGACCCGUUAUCAACACCCACCUGUAAAUAUGUGCAUAAUAUAAUAUAAUGAGUCAUGUAUG